Brassica rapa (field mustard) is the source of this 3080-nucleotide messenger RNA. Its product is annotated as laccase-15. The record is from RefSeq and is a predicted model, not a curated record. Gene Ontology annotation, cellular component: apoplast. Gene Ontology annotation, biological process: lignin catabolic process. Gene Ontology annotation, molecular function: copper ion binding; hydroquinone:oxygen oxidoreductase activity. NCBI's taxonomy places the organism in Eukaryota, Viridiplantae, Streptophyta, Magnoliopsida, Brassicales, Brassicaceae.
AUAUAAAUCGACAUUUCACCAGUCUCGGUUUAAAAGUUUCAGUGUUGUACAUAUAUACAUUAACUUGGGAAAAUAUUCGCAAAGAUACCUUUAUAACAUUAUUUCGGUAUAAGGUAAUAAACAUCUCCUUCGCUUUAGGGUAAUGCUAGCUCACGGAUAUUACGAACAUCACAACAAUACAAGUUAACGAGUUUCUAAAUAUUUUUUUGUUUUGGAUUUUCUAUAAAGGAAGAAAGCUUCAACUAAUCAAACUCAAUGUUGUUUAACUAGAAAUCAAACUUGUCCAUUUGCGAACAUGUUUGUGUUAGAUAUCAAAUAAGAUUCGAUUAUGUAGUUUAGAUACAUUAGAAAUUUCCAAGGAUAUAUCUCUAUAGUUGAGUAACAGUUUCGACUAUUUAUAGUGACAUAAAUGCAAUGGAAUAUUAUAAGUUUCAAUUGUUUCGUCACAUACCUAUACAAGUACAACAUAUCUGUUGAAAUGUUAUAUGUUUGAGGUAACUCAAUAUAUUCGAACGGUAUGAGAAUGGGUUAGGCGAUUAAAUUUAAGAUGUUUAAAAUACACCUAAAAGUUCUCAAAUGAUCUGGAAUACAUAGUAAUAAUUUUUAACUACUACUCAAAUUAAUGAAAAUUCAUUUUCCCACUCUUAACGACUAUACUGUUUUAGCUAAAUUGAACGUUUCGUUUGACCAAAGCGAUGUAGUUACAUAUUUGUUGACAAUGUGAAACCCAUAAGUUAAAAUUGGACAAACGAGAUGUUACAUUUAUUGUCAUUGUCGACCAAAAAAAUUCAGAUUCAUAAAAUUAUUUCGCAAAUUGUUCUAGAAACACAUUGCUAGUUUUACGUACCUUAAUUAAUUAAAUCGUUAAAAACAAUUAAUAAAAUUAUUUAACUAUUCAAACUACUAUAUAACAUAUAUAGACCUUUCUUUUUUUUGAUCAACAACAUAUAUAGACUAUAGUCAUGAUUUUUAGUAAUAAUAUAUAUAUAUAUAGUGGAGUAUAUAUCUUAUAUUUAACGUUUACGUUAUAAAUACAGGAUUUGUGUAUGAACAUCAAUGGAAGAACAUACUAAUAUUGUAAAUUUGUAAUUCCGUAGUUCUUAUAUACGAAACUAACCAACUUGAGAAAGACGUGGAGAGAGGCGUAUAUAAAAUACACACGCAAGCCUCUAUCUUCUCCGCUUAACCUUUGUUCCAAUAAGCAUUUGCUAAAGCACUCUCAAAAUGUCACAUCCCUUGUUCAUUUACUUUCUAAUCUCUCUUUCCCUCUACAGAAGUUGCACUGCACAUCGCCACACAUUCACGGUUAAGGAAGUUCCAUAUAAGAAACUGUGUAGCACGAAGAAGAUUUUAACAGUUAAUGGUCGGUUUCCUGGACAAACUUUAAAGGUUUACAAAGGAGACACCAUUUACGUUAACGUUCGUAACCGAGCUAGUGAAAAUAUCACCAUGCAUUGGCAUGGUGUAGAGCAGCCGAGAAACCCAUGGUCAGAUGGACCAGAAUACAUCACACAAUGCCCAAUUCGACCUGGGUCUGACUUUAUUUAUGAAGUCAUAUUUUCCACCGAAGAGACGACUGUUUGGUGGCAUGCUCAUAGCUCUUGGACGCGUGCCACUGUACACGGUCUUAUUUUUGUGUAUCCUCGGCCCCCGAAAUCCCUCCCUUUUCCAAAAUCGGAUCACGAAGUCCCUUUGAUUUUUGGAGAGUGGUGGAAGAAGGAUGUGAGAGAAGUAGUGGAGCUGUUCAUGAGGACAGGAGGUGACCCAAAUGUGUCCGAUGCUUUGACCAUCAAUGGACAUCCUGGUUUCUUGUAUCCUUGCUCUAAAUCAGAUACAUUCAAGCUCAUGGUGGAGAAAAGCAAAACCUAUCGCAUUCGGAUGGUAAACGCCGCACUGAACUUAAUCCUCUUCUUCGCAAUCGCAAAACACAACCUCACCGUGGUUUCCGCCGAUGGCCACUACACCAAACCAAUAAACGCUACUUACAUCACCAUAUCUCCAGGCCAAACGCUAGACUUGUUAUUACACGCCGACCAAAACCCAAAAAGCACUUAUUACAUGGCCGCCAGAGCUUACCAUAGCAACCCUAACAUCAACUUCAACAACUCCACAACUAUAGGGAUCUUACGUUACACCUCUUCAACUUCAUCGUCUUCAAAACACUACCCAAACCUUCCUUAUUACAAUGACACAUCAGCAGCGUUUAGAUUCUUCACCAGUAUCAAAUGCUUAUACUCCGGACAAGUUCCCGUGAAGAUCUCACGUAGAAUAAUCUCGACGGUUUCAAUAAACAACCUUAUGUGUCCCAACAACUUGUGUGAAGGUCCAAACGGGUCGAGACUAGCGGCGAGUAUGAACAACAUAUCGUUCGUUACACCAAGUCACGUGGACAUACUAAAAGCUUACUAUUAUCACAUUAGGGGCGUUUACGGAACGCGGUUUCCGGAGUUUCCACCGCUGGUUUUCAACUUUACCGCGGAUGAUCAACCGUUGUUUUUGCAGACUCCAAGAUUUGCUACGGAGGUGAAAAUACUGAAGUUUGGGGAAAGUGUUGAGAUUGUUCUCCAAGGGACGAGUUUAGUUGGUGGUGGAAUCGAUCAUCCCAUGCAUCUCCAUGGUUUUAGUUUCUACGAGGUUGGUGUCGGGUUUGGUAACUAUAACGUAACUGAAGAUCCGUCGAACUAUAAUCUCAAAGAUCCUCCGUACAUAAACACUGCGACUGUGCCAAGAAACGGUUGGGUCGCUAUCAGAUUCAUAGCUGAUAAUCCUGGGGUAUGGUUCAUGCACUGCCACUUUGAUAGACAUCUCACGUGGGGAAUGAAAGUUGUCUUCAUUGUCAUGAAUGGAAGAGGACUAAACCAGCAGAUUCUGCCUCCACCUCCUAACUUGCCUCCUUGUUACUAAUCAAUAAUCCAAUUAUGUAAAAAUAACUAUCAUGUCUCUUAACCAAAAAUGACAUUAAUCUAUUGUAAAUUAUUGUUGUAUUAACCUAAAUUUACUCCAAUGUAAUAAUCCUAAAACUUUGUGUGAAUUAAUUUCCACAAGUUGAUUAAAGAAUAAGAAGAAGCAUUACUAAUUGA